This is a messenger RNA of Phymastichus coffea, 3641 nucleotides long. It is a transcript of the gene bbx, whose product is annotated as transcription factor Sox-11. The record is from RefSeq and is a predicted model, not a curated record. Gene Ontology annotation, molecular function: DNA-binding transcription factor activity, RNA polymerase II-specific; RNA polymerase II transcription regulatory region sequence-specific DNA binding. Gene Ontology annotation, biological process: regulation of transcription by RNA polymerase II. Lineage: Eukaryota; Metazoa; Arthropoda; Insecta; Hymenoptera; Eulophidae. Gene Ontology annotation, cellular component: nucleus. The coding region runs from base 266 to 1666 and encodes 466 amino acids. The transcript has 8 exons.
UCUAAAGAGGAAUCCGAGCUCGGCGAUUAUGAAAAUAGUCGAGAAAAGAAGUGACGUUCUUGUACGAGAGUGUGCGUCGCAGUUGUAACGAGCGAAACAGCUGGAAAGUCCGUGAAACGCGUUUUCGUUAUCUCGUAAAGAGUCGAGAAUCUCUGCCUAUAUCGUGCUUGCUCGCUCGCGCCGAGACUGUCAAAGCAUAGCGGCCUUAUACACAAUACAAGAGAGUCUCUUGGUUGCACACAAAACAUAACAGUGCGCACGGAAUAUGGCUGCCAACGAGCAUCAGCAGAAAGAGGAGGAGGAUGGGCAUGAACCAGCCCACCAUGCCAGAAGACCAAUGAAUGCCUUUCUGAUUUUUUGCAAAAGGCAUCGAGCAGCUGUUCGAUCUGGUUUUCCACAUUUAGAAAAUCGUGCUGUCACCAGAGUCCUUGGAGAAUGGUGGGCUAUGCUAUCCAAUGAUCAAAAGGAAGCUUACACAAAUUUGGCUCAGGAGUACAAAGAUGCAUUUUUAAAUGCCAAUCCAGACUUCAAAUGGUACAAAUUACCAGCUCCCCCACUUCGUACACUUAAUACUAGGCCAACAAACAAGAAGACAGAUGCUGGUCAAUCUGACAGUGGUUCUGAAAUGACCAAUCUUAAAUUGGAUGAAGACUCUAUCCAACCAGGAAAAUUAGCUGAUGAAUCUCAGAUUGGUGGAUUGAGUUCCUUGUUCACACCACAAAAAGUCAACCCCAAAAUUGACAUUUCUGAAGAUGAAGACGACGAUAACGUAGCUCUUCAGGUACCAAAGCCACCCAAGAAACGUUUUAUAGAGUUACCUAUAUCGGCUGAAUUGAAGGAAGAUUGUAAAGUUGAUCUGUUUGGAGAUAAGAAAAGCCGAGCGGAGUCUAACAAUAAUAAUCAUCAUCUGAAUAUGAAGGAGGAUAAAGACGAGGACCAGACGUACAUCGACGUUGAUGCCGCUUAUCGAAAUGAAAGAACUUGUAAGGGUUUACGUUACCAGAAAUUUUUGGCCGAGCAGUUGACUUCUAAUCAAGUCAAACAACGACGUAUCACUGGAUUACCAAAUGUUGAUCAACAUACUAGAGAAAGAAGAAAUUCCAUAUCGUCUAACGUUAGCGAGAAGACAGAUUCUUUGAGUAGCGAAGGUACCAGUUCUCGUGGAGAUUUAGAACAUCUUGUUGAGGGAGCUGAAGGUAACUUGGAGGCUUCUAAACCUGAGGAUACAGAGACUGAAGGAUCUGAAGCGCACAUGAAUUGGAUGUCGCGGAAGAGGUUCAAGGCUGAGGAUUUUAAUUUAGAAAAGAAAAUUGAAGCUUUGCCAUCACUGAGUCUAGAAGAAUUUCAAGCUAUGAAAAAACAGCAACGCACGAAAAAGAAAAAAAUCCUUCAGAAAGUCGGUGGCAUAUCAAGGAAAACAAAUCAUGACGGCUCCCCAAACCGAAUAUCAAAUAUACAAACAGAAACAGAGAAGGCUUUACUGGUUGGUAGUCAGAAGAGGAAAGCAAGAAAACAGAGCAUCACGAGAAAUACCGGGAUUGUUGAUUCUCCUAUGGAUGUUGAAAAGGAAGGACCAAAUAAAGCCUGGUGUGCACCAUCAGACCUUGAUGCACUAGUAUGCCUAGCAGCAGUAGCCGCUAACCGCGCUAAGUUGACGAAAUCGUAAAAGCAUCGACAAGGAAAAGAAAAAGGUUUGGUGCAGCAAGGUGGCCAUCGUUUGUUCCGUCUCCCUUGCAAUUUAUUUUAUUUAUUCGAAUGAACGAAAAAGAAUCCUUCUUGCUGCGAUUUUUAUUCUCAAACUUUUGCUAGCGCUCUGAUAGCAUUACUUUUAUAUAUUUAAUAUUUACUCAAUGUUUGAUGAAAAGUUUGAGCGAGUAACAAGCAGGGACUCUGUUUUUUAAUUGCGUGUGUACAUAAACAAAUCAAGUAAUAGGUGCAGUAUUAUUAAUUCUCUUUUUCGUUUUCUCUUUGUUCGUUAAUUUUUCUUUUUAUUUGUCGACAAUUAUGAAUCAAAAUGUACAGAUGUGGGCGCGCGCACGCGCGCGCGUAUAUGAGUGUGUGUGUAUGACUAUGUGUGCAUGCGUGCGUAUAGGUUGUUCAUGAAUUUGCGUACACGAUCUUUUUUUGCAAAUCGAUUUAUUUUUUGACUCACAAACUAUUUUGUUCGGAUUUUGAUUAUGUUUUAAUUGUUUGUAUAAAGAGAUUUCGUUUGGUACCAUAAGCUAUGAUAUAAGUAACUUCCAAAAAAUUUUCAGUGAAUUUUAUUUCGUGUAUUUGGAGAUAUGAACAACUGACAGAACUUUUUUUAUGCAGCAUGCUGACGUCGAGGUGAAGUAGUCAUGAAUCUUUUAUAUGAUAGAAUCUUUGAUCAGAGUUAUCUGUGAAACAUAAUUCAAGUGCUUAAAGAUAUAGUGUCAACUACUUUUUUCAACGAAAUGGACCAAGAAAAGGACUAUGACGAAUGUGAUGUAUAACUUUUGCCUCAUUGUAAAAUUUUCAAUUUCCGUCUACGAAUCCGAGCAAUAAUUGUAAACUAUGAGUAAGACCCGAAUUGACAAUGGCAAGUAGAAUAGUAACAGAAAUUGAAGACAGAAUGAGGAACAGGAUUUCUCAAAUCUCUAACAAAAAAAGCACUCCGAUCAAUGAUUCUAUGAGCAGAGAGACGAUAGACUCGCGUUGACAAAGCAUUAAGGCCACUAAUACAUAAGUGUAAAUGUAUAUUUAUGAUAAUUAUAUAGCUGAAAUAUACCGUACAUAAAAGUGGAAACAAACUAAUCAAAACAAAUUUACUCGUGUAAUGAGACAAAGGAUUUAAUUCUCGUGUCUGUCGUGUAUUUUUGGAAUGUUGGUGAAAGUAAGAGACUUGUCUGUGAUGAUUUUGGCUAAAGGAAUUUUUAAUGUUUUAUAUUUUUCUAUUUGACACUGACUCUUUGUUUUUCGUUGAGCGAAAAGAUAAGGAUUCGACGCUUCAUGUUCUUUCUCAAUGUGUCGCUUAAUUGUUCAUUUUGAAUGAAUUGGUCAAUUCUAAUUGUGCGUUGUAGUGUUUCGAUUUUCCAAUAAAAGAUAAAUGAAUUACACUAUCCUGUCUAACAAUAGAUAAAUCGAAGAUUGAACAGUUUUUUCUGAUAAGAUGACCAAUUAAGAUGAGUUUGAAGUUGACUGUUUGCGAUUAUAACGUAAACAGAAAUGCUAUUUAGAAAGAAAAAAUAAUGUGCCUUUGGAGAUGAACACCGGAAAGCGACCACACUGAGAGGAAGACGAUAGUCUUUUGCAACUAUAAUAUACAUAAUACAAAGAAAUAGUUCUGCUUCCUUUGUUCGCCCAACGUUGAGGGGGUGACUUCUUUUUGGUGAAAAUUUUGUCUCAGAGUUUGUACAUGAUUGCGAGUUUUUGACAUAGAACACUCUCAAAUGGAAAUUGGGAUAAAUGUUUAAUAGAUUAGCCAAUUCGACAAUGAUUCAUAAGAGGAUUUAUCUAUUAUUUGAUAGCUUUUAAAGAUUUUACAGCUCAAAGAGUGUAUAAGCUUUAACAGAAAUGUAAUUUACACUGACUAUAUUAUUGAAUUAUUAUCUAUAAAUAUGUAUACACAAAAAAUGCUUGUAUCAUAUUGUAUAAUGUUUAUAUCAAUAAUAAAGGUAUAA